Xyrauchen texanus (razorback sucker) is the source of this 2540-nucleotide messenger RNA. It is a transcript of the gene slc23a1, whose product is annotated as solute carrier family 23 member 1. The record is from RefSeq and is a predicted model, not a curated record. Gene Ontology annotation, cellular component: membrane. Gene Ontology annotation, molecular function: transmembrane transporter activity. The transcript has 15 exons. NCBI's taxonomy places the organism in Eukaryota, Metazoa, Chordata, Actinopteri, Cypriniformes, Catostomidae. Bases 1 to 2091 code for a protein of 696 amino acids. Gene Ontology annotation, biological process: transmembrane transport.
AUGGAACACAGCUCCUGUUGUGUUCACACUGUCAGUCUUUUGAUGAGCACUGGAAGGGGGAGUAAAGUCCAAGACGAAGGGCAGAUUAUUAACCUGACUAAUCUGGUCCCCCUCUGUCUCUUUCUUUCUCUCAUAAAACCAGCACUUUGUGUCCAGCCAGGUCUCACGUCUCACGUGGUCUCUAGGAGACAGCAGCACUGGCCCUUCAGAGCCUCGCACAUCCUCCAAGGACCAAUGAAUCAUUCGGAAAAGGAAGAGGAGCUUAAGCUCCCACCUUCAGAUGGGGUUGUGCAGGCAGAGGUACAGGAGAUGCCUGCUGACAUGGAAAAGAAGCCUGAAGAGCCCCAGAAUCAGGUGCCAGGAUUUGAUAUGAUCUACAGAAUCGAGGAUGUCCCGCCUUGGUAUUUGUGUGUGCUGCUGGGACUGCAGCACUACCUGACAUGCUUCAGUGGAACUAUCGCUGUGCCAUUCCUAUUGGCUGAUGCCAUGUGUGUGGGGAGGGACCAGUACACUGUCAGCCAAUUAGUGGGCACCAUCUUCACUUGUGUGGGCAUCACUACCCUCAUACAAACCACAUUUGGUGUCAGGUUGCCUCUGUUCCAGGCAAGUGCCUUUGCCUUUCUCGUCCCUGCUCAGGCAAUUCUAAGGCUCGACAGAUGGAAGUGUCCUUCUGAAGAGGAGAUUUAUGGAGACUGGAGUGUUCCUCUCAACACUUCGCAUGUUUGGUAUCCACGUAUAAGAGAGAUUCAGGGUGCUAUCAUUGUAUCCAGCCUGAUUGAGGUGGUCAUAGGGCUGACUGGAAUCCCGGGGAUCCUGCUCAACUCAAUUGGGCCCCUAACUGUCACCCCCACCGUGUCCCUUAUCGGAUUGUCUGUCUUCCAGACAGCGGGAGACCGCGCAGGCAGCCACUGGGGCCUCUCUUUACUAUGCAUCUUCCUCAUUGUUUUGUUUGCUCAGUAUCUGAGGAACUGGGCCUGUCCUUUCCCAGUCUACACCAGAAAGAAAGGCUGUCACAUCAUACAUGUGCAUAUCUUCAAGAUGUUUCCGAUCAUCAUGGCAAUCAUGUUGGUAUGGCUGGUUUGCUAUAUUCUCACACUGACCAACGUGCUGCCUGAUGAUCCAAAUCGGUACGGCUAUAAAGCUCGCACUGACUCGCGGGGCGAUAUUAUGAACCAGGCACCAUGGUUUCGUUUCCCCUAUCCAUGUCAGUGGGGAUUACCCACAGUUACAGUAGCAGGAGUGCUAGGCAUGUUCAGCGCCACUCUAGCUGGUAUUGUUGAGUCUAUUGGAGAUUAUUACGCCUGUGCUCGCCUCUCUGGGGCUCCACCUCCACCUAUACAUGCUAUUAAUAGAGGGAUCUUUACAGAAGGUGUGUGCUGUAUCAUAGCAGGGUUGCUGGGCACAGGAAAUGGCUCAACUUCUUCCAGUCCUAACAUAGGGGUGCUUGGCAUUACAAAGGUAGGAAGCAGGAGGGUGAUACAGUAUGGGGCAGGCAUAAUGUUUUUGUUGGGAACCAUUGGGAAGUUUACUGCCCUCUUUGCGUCCUUGCCUGAUCCUGUCCUUGGAGGAAUGUUCUGCACUUUGUUUGGUAUGAUUACAGCUGUUGGUUUGUCAAACCUACAGAGUGUAGACCUAAACUCCUCCAGAAAUCUUUUUGUGCUGGGUUUCUCCAUGUUUUCUGGCCUGAUGUUGCCUAAUUAUCUUGACGCUCAUCCAGGCAGCAUCAAAACAGGUGUGGCUGAGCUAGAUCAAAUCAUCACAGUGCUCUUGACAACAGAGAUGUUUGUAGGGGGAUUCAUAGCGUUUGUACUAGAUAACACAAUCCCAGGGUCCAGAAAAGAGCGAGGUCUGAUUGAAUGGACAGAUGGGAGUUCUUCUGGAGCAGACACGGUGACAGCAAAAACAUAUGACUUUCCAGUGGGUAUGGGACUGGUUCGGAAGGUGCGCUGCCUACGCUACCUGCCCAUCUGUCCCACUUUCCAGGGCUUUUGGUCAUCACGCCACAAGUAUAAGGAGGGGGAAGACGAUAUGGCAAGAAAGGAAAGUGUGGGGACAGAUGUUCCUGUUGAAAUGGUCUGCACUAAAGUGUAGCAAUAUGCCUUUAUUUGACAGUGUUCAAUAUAGCAUACGUACAACUGCAUACAUUUAUUUUGAUAUGUUAAAAGAUAUGUUACUUUGAUGGACAGUUUGAGGACACAAGGUGUCUCUUCUUGUAACACACAACCAAAUGAGAAAUUUGUUUUGAUAAUAAAGCAUUGGGUGUUUUAUUGAAAUGUCUUCAAAAGAAAACGAAGAUCAGGUUUUUCUCAUUUAUUACCUCUUGAUUGUGUUCAAAAUUUGCAAGUGAUUAACACUAAACAAAAUGUUUUCAGAAAUUGUUUCCAUCAGAAUAUUGUGACAAAUGUCAUUUUUAAAAUGUAAUGUCUUUAUGUAUGUAUGUAUUAUUGUAACUGAUAAUGUUUAUAUAUAUAUAUACCUAAAGUGUAUACGAUAUGCCAUAAGACCAUCACAGAUUUAAAAAAAAAAAGUGCUUUAAUUAU